Messenger RNA from Vitrella brassicaformis, 3309 nucleotides. The record is from the annotation of a GenBank genome assembly. NCBI's taxonomy places the organism in Eukaryota, Vitrellaceae.
CCUUCCUCGACACACUCUUUGACGUAGAAGUACUUGUUCGUCUCCUUCGUGUCGCCCUUCUCGAAGCACGAUGCCCUUCAGGCCUGGUUCGCCUCAGACCAUUGUUACGUUUUUUGUAUGCCUCGUCGCUGGGGCGGAUGGUCAAGGCCUCGCCAAGAGCAUCCCGUCGGUCGUACGGCGCCUGACGAGCCUCCCGUCGCAAGUGGACACUCUCCUUGUGGAUAUCUUUGCUGAGGUGGGAUGGAGAGCCUGUCGGACUGCUUGCCAAACUUGUCCCCCUUCCUCGUUGUGCAGCUUAUAUACGAGCGACAGAGGAAGGCUGGGCGGAACCAAACGUCAGACGGACGAUGGCACGCCAAACUCAGGAAGUUUCAGCAGCAGGGCGUUGCUGCCGCAAAGGGAGGGAUCUAUGUGGACAUCGCGACGGACGCUGCAGCGCUGCAGAAGAAUGGCGGCAUGAAAGGGUUGUUAGAGCAUUUGAGACGAAUCGGCUUGCGAGAGGUGUCCAUUCACAAGCACAUGCUGUCAGGGCUCUUGCCAUAUGACAAGAUCGAGGCAGCGGCCAGCACAAAAGGGGUGAGAAUCAUGCGAGCGGUGUACCUGCGUCAUCGUCCUGCGCUGAGGGAACCAAAGGCGGGUCUCGUGCAAAGCGAAGGUGAGGUGCUCCAAUGCUGCACGGUGGAUAAGGCAAAGCGUGUGACGUCACAGGUGAUAGGGCGAUGGGUACCGACGUGGUGAGACGCACCUACAAUGUCAGCGGACGACCAGUGGACGGCAGAUCCCUCAAGUGCAUCGGGAUUCUCUCAAGUGUUUCUGUCAGCGCCUUUGCCGUCGAGGCACUGCGGUACGGCCAGGCGAUGCCAACACACGAUUGCCUUUUCUUUUUUUCUCCUUUUGCUGCUGUGUUCAGGGGCUCGGGUGAUCUGCCGGACAAAGUGCGGGCAUUGACGGGCUUCGAUCUGAAAAGUAACUUUACAUCGACGGUGAGAAUAUGCAGUGUACGGUAGGGCACAUCUCAGGUGUGCCCGCGGUGUCUGCAGAGCCUUCAAAUGAUGGAAGUGAUGUUUGACGUCGCCCCCGGCCUACCCGAAUUUGCCCAAUUCACGGCAUAUGGCGGCCAAGCUGCGAUGGUCAAUGGCAUCAAGAAACUCAAGGAGAAGGCUGGAUGCUCAAUCUUCGUCGACGACGGUCGCACAUUCCUGACGGAACCGAUGUUCCAGGUUCGGCGGGCCGACAGGCACAGACUCAAUCACCCUCCUGUGAUGGUGAGAUGUGUGGCCUGCACAGGAUGGACGGAUCACGCAGGCCGUUGAUAGUGUGACAGCGGACGGCACCGCAUACAUUGUGGCCGCAGGGGAUGCCAACGAGUUGAGAGUGCAUUGGUGCACCUGUUCAUCCAUCCAUCCCCUCCUGUCUGUCUGUCUGUCUGUCUGUGCCUGGCUGAAGCAACGGGUUGUUCGAAAGGUAGACGACCUUGAGAGCUCUCAACGGCAAAUAUUUGUCGCCUCGCCGUCAUCGAUGCGCGUGACAGGUUCAACAACUCAGGGAUCCGAGAGAGGGUCAGGAUUAAGGCAAGGCGGCCUGACCUGUAUUCCAGAUAUGCGCCCCGUUUUGAUUUCGGUACGCGUGGACGAAUGCGAGCAUCGUGCAUACAACAAUGCACUCUGUUCUGUGUAUGCCCCAGCGAAUAUUACGUAUGAGUGGCACCGGUUUGAGCUCAAUGGGAAGAUCGAGCUUCCGCUGAAGACGUUGCCGUACUAUGGUGGAAGAGACUGCUGUCCAGGUAGCGUAGCCACUACUUCCUCAAGGCGCAAAUCACUCUUCGCCUUUCUAUGUGAUGGACAGGGCCCAUCGUACUUAACUGGGUGGGAAGGAGAAAUCAUUCGUGACUCUGUCUUGCGCGUGUGUCUGUAUCAGGACCAGCCCUAUUUCUCCGUGACGGGAGAUCGCGGUGCAACAACUGAUUUGGAUAUUAUCGUGAUGACCAAAGAUGGUGACGUGGUUGGCCGCUCCAUCUCAAACAACGUGGGAGGUGACCCGAUUGAAGUCACGGCGGGCGGAGGACUGAUAGUAAGCAAGGCGAGAGAGGGCUGAGAUGAUUCUGUCGCUGUUGUCUCUUGUGCGUGCGAUACAUACCCUCAGUAUAUGUAUCGUCCCGGGUAUGACCGGCUGUUUCUUCGGGUGGGCAAGAAGGUGGAGGGCAGAAGCGGGUAUGUGAUUGAAUGCGGCGCUGCCGGCAUGACUCCCAUGUACAACACUUACUGCAGCAAUGCACCCGACCCCUCACAUAUCGGGUUGCUGUUUGGCGACGACUUCACCAAUGUGCCCGCCGGUCCCACCAUCUACGGGUAUCCACGGGCUGGCUUGCCAAUUGCUGAGGAUGCAUGUGGUCUUGACUUACGGCAUCGUGUGGGUGUGGCCAGGCGUGCCGCUGCGAAAGGAGCCAUUGCCGUGGGGUCGAGCUUCUACAAGGGCACGACGCGAUUUGGUGUGGACCCUCCCCUGAUUCGCAGCACUUCGUCACGAGGCAAGAACUGACUGAUUCUCUUGAGGGCGCUGAAUUGGUCGUUUCGUUCAGGGGUCUUUCCAAUUCUGCUUGACACGAAGGGCGACCGCACUGAGCCGAAGCUUCGCAGCACCCCAGCUGUGGUCGGACCUGAUGGGGUGUCAACCAACGAAGUGGGUUAUGGGGGGGGCUUCACGGGCACAGCAUCUUCGGCGUCGCAUGUUGCUGCCCUGGCUGCGCUUUUGAGGGACUUCGAUCGCACGCUGACGCCCGGGCAGAUCAGAUCCAUUCUGACGCGGACCGCAAGGGACAUGAAUGAUCCCGAGACCAGAGGAUUUGACCAAGGAAGAGAUAAUAAGACGGGUCAGAUACAGCUCGUCAAUUCGAGACAAAUGCACUUACUGAAAUGGCCUGCAGGCUUUGGAUUUGUGAACGCACCCAGGGCAUUCAACGAGCUCGCCACUCGCAAGUGAACGUUGAAAUCUGUCUACUCACUCAGUGUUUGGAUUGCCAUGAGUCCCCUUGUCUCUAAUAUCUGAGAUCACUGAACCUUCUCCUGCGUUCAUUAGGUAGUGUCACGUGUAGAUUUCUGUUCCCUACUCUUACAUACAAAGCUUUGUCGCCUUCUCUCUUUGCAUACAAAAUUUUUCCGCUGUGUACCGUUGUCGGUAUCUGUACCGAUCGCUGCUUCGACAAAUUGCUAACACACGUGCGUGUUGUGUGCGUGUCUGCGUUUGUAUUCCUACAUUGGUAUAAAGAUGGUUCUUCCCUCGUGUGGAAUUAACAGAAGCAAAAUGUUCAAC